Messenger RNA from Oncorhynchus gorbuscha (pink salmon), 1817 nucleotides. RefSeq names its product acidic mammalian chitinase-like. The transcript is spliced from 11 exons. NCBI's taxonomy places the organism in Eukaryota, Metazoa, Chordata, Actinopteri, Salmoniformes, Salmonidae. Gene Ontology annotation, cellular component: extracellular region. The record is from RefSeq and is a predicted model, not a curated record. The coding region runs from base 1 to 1482 and encodes 493 amino acids. Gene Ontology annotation, molecular function: chitin binding; chitinase activity. Gene Ontology annotation, biological process: carbohydrate metabolic process; chitin catabolic process.
AUGGGCAAAGUACUGUUUGUGACGGCUCUAGCCCUGCUGCUGCAUGCACAGCUCGGGUCCUCCUACAUUUUGUCAUGCUACUUCACAAACUGGGCACAGUACAGACCACCCCCCGCCAUUUACAUGCCCAAUGACAUUGACCCAUGUCUGUGUACCCAUCUUCUCUAUGCCUUCGCCACUAUGAAGAACAACGAACUGGCCACCUUCGAGUGGAAUGACGUAGAGCUCUAUAGCCAGUUCAAUGGCCUGAAGAACCAGAAUGGCAACUUGAAGACUCUUCUGUCUGUUGGAGGAUGGAACUUCGGCUCUUCUGGAUUCUCUGCCAUGGUGGCCAGCCCCACCAACCGCCAGACCUUCAUCAACUCUGUGAUAGUGUUUCUGAGGAAGUAUGAGUUUGAUGGUCUGGACAUCGACUGGGAGUACCCAGCCAACAGAGGGAGCCCUCCUCAGGAUCAGCAGCUCUACUCUGUUCUCGUGGAGGAAAUGAGGGCAGCAUUUGAGACUGAGGCUAAGCAGACUAACAAGGCCCGUCUCCUGCUGUCUGCUGCUGUCUCCGCUGGAAGGGAUACCAUCAGCUCUGCUUACGAAAUCCCCAAGCUUGGACAGGCCUUGGACAUGAUCAAUGUCAUGUCAUAUGACUUCCACGGCUCCUGGGAUCCCUUCACUGGAGAGUGCAGCCCCCUGUACAAGAGCCCUGCUGACAAUGGUGGCUUCAUCUACUUCAAUGUGGACUAUGCUAUGAACUACUGGAAGAACCAUGGAGCACCAGCAGAGAAACUGAUGGUUGGGUUCCCCACCUACGGCAACACAUUCACCCUGAGGAAUGCAGCUAACAACGGAAUCGGAGCAUCUAUUGCCGGGGCUGGAACUCCAGGCAAAUACACACAGGAGGCUGGAGAGCUGGCUUACUUUGAGAUCUGUGGGUUUUUGAAAGACGGAGCCACAGAGGUUUGGGACACACCACAGGAUGUGCCGUACGCCUACAAAGGAACCCAGUGGGUGGGCUAUGACAAUGUCAAGAGCUUUGGGAUCAAGGUUGACUGGCUGAAGAAGAACAACUUUGGAGGAGCCAUGGUCUGGACUCUUGAUAUGGAUGACUAUACCGGCACCUACUGUGGCCAGGGAAAAUAUCCUCUCAUCAACGUCCUCAAGAAAGGCCUCAAUCUGGAAUCAGCACCUUGCAAUCCCCCUGCAACUCCCCUGCCCCUUAUUAAGGGAACUACGAAUGGAGGUGAUGAUGGUGGGGACUCUGGAGGCAGCUCGAGCGGAGGCAGUUCCAGUGGAGGCAGCCCCAGCGGUGGGACCACCAGUGGGACCAGUGGCAUGAACAGUAACUUCUGUGUUGGCAAAGCUGCUGGGCUGUACGCCGACCCCAAGAACAAGAACCAGUUCUACAACUGCAGUCAGGGCAAGACCUACUUCCAGUACUGUGCUACUGGCCUGGUCUUCGACACCUCAUGCUCUUGCUGCAACUGGUCCUAAAGUCCCUAUUUCAGAAUGGCAGGUGACAUUUCAUGGUCAGAUACCCUCCAUUUCAGAACUGGAGGCAUCCCUUUUUGACUAUAUAUCCUACAUUAUAUUUCAGAUAGCAAUAAAAAAAAAACUUAUUUCAAUAAAUUGUUCUAAAAUGUUUUGAAUUAUCCCCUUCUUGUGAUCAACUAUUAAUGAAAGCAAAAGAGUUCACUGUCUUAUCUGUUGAAAUAAAAAAACUAGUCAUUCAACUCAUGUUCAAAUGUUUUUAAACAUUUCAACAUUGUGACAAUGAGCAACAAUGAAUACCAAUCCAAAUGCCUUGAAAAUAAAGCACAUUAUUUUCA